Molecule: messenger RNA, 7296 nt
Organism: Penicillium griseofulvum
Lineage: Eukaryota; Fungi; Ascomycota; Eurotiomycetes; Eurotiales; Aspergillaceae
Product: type I polyketide synthase
Exons: 4
Coding region: 1-7296 (2431 amino acids)
Biological process (GO): secondary metabolite biosynthetic process; fatty acid biosynthetic process
Molecular function (GO): phosphopantetheine binding; oxidoreductase activity; fatty acid synthase activity
Source: RefSeq, a predicted model, not a curated record
AUGGCAAUUUGCGGUAUGGCCCUGAGAUUACCAGGUGGAAUUUCUAGCGAUGCUGAGCUCUGGGAAUUUCUUCUUGCCAAACGUGAUGCUAGAUCACGAGUCCCCGAUAGUCGGUACAAUGCUUCGAGUUACUAUUCCAAAUCAGGAAACCACGGGACUGUAGGAUCGGAGUAUGGGUAUUUCUUAGAUGAAUCCGUCAACCUCGGAACCCUGGAUACCAGUUUCUUCAGCUUUACAAAGCUCGAAAUGGAGUAUAUUGAUCCUUGUCAGCGUCAGCUGCUGGAGGUUGUCCGAGAGUGUUUUGAAAGCGCCGGGGAGGUUGAUUAUCGUGGAAGAGAUAUUGGAUGUUUUGUGGGCUCAUUUGGCGAUGAUUGGACCGAAAGCCUUAUAUACGAUGAACAAACUUCGGCCAAGUAUCCUCUCAUGGUCGGGGGAGACUUCGCUAUCCCAAAUCGAGUCUCGUACGAGUACGACCUCCACGGACCAAGUCUGAGCAUUCGUACAGCCUGCUCCUCAUCGCUUGUCGCGCUCCAUUCUGCAUGUCUAUCAAUCGAAAGAGGGGACUGCUCAGCUGCCAUUGUUGCUGGUUUCAAUCUCAUUCUUACCCCCACGAUGACCAUGAUCAUGUCGACAAAGGGUGUACUAUCUGCUGAUGGAUCUUGCAAAUCGUUUGAUGUAGGCGCCAAUGGAUAUGGUCGCGGAGAGGCGGUCAACGCUGUGUACAUCAAGCCCUUGAAAGACGCUCUACGUGAUGGAAGCCCUAUACGCGCCGUUAUUAGAGGCACUGCUAUGAACUCAGAUGGAAAGUCCGCAGGAUUUACUGUCCCCAGUGCAGAUGCUCAGGAGAACGUCAUCCGGAAAGCCUAUAGCGCUGCUGGUAUUAGUGACUUUUCCCAGACCGCGUUUGUGGAAUGUCACGGCACAGGAACUCCCGUCGGUGACCCUAUUGAGGUUGCGGCGGUUGCAAAUACCUUUGGUGGGGAUACUGGAAUGUACAUUGGGUCCGUCAAGCCCAAUGUUGGGCAUUCUGAAGGCGCAUCGGGGCUCACCUCUUUGAUAAAGGCAGUAUUGGCCAUUGAAAACCGCAUCAUUCCACCUAAUAUCAAGUUCAAUAUCCCGAACCCCAAGAUUCCGUUUGAGGAUAAGAAAAUUACCGUUCCUGUGGAGGCGACACCAUGGCCUCAAGGCCGCUGUGUAAGAGCUAGUGUAAACAGCUUUGGAAUGGGUGGUGUCAAUGCUCAUGCUAUUAUUGAGUCUGCUGAGAAUUUCACCCCACCAAGCUCAGACUUGAUUGAUGAGCAAGAUCCAGGACCACGGUUACUCUUGUUUUCAGCCAACACGCAGAUUUCACUCGAAGCAAUGAUUGAACGGAAUCUUGGUUAUCUGAGAGAGAACACCGACUCUCUGCGUGAUCUUGCAUAUACAAUGGGUGCAAGGCGGGAGCACCUUCCGUUCCGGGCUGCGUCUAUCGUACACAACGACAUGUCAGUUACCACAUCCUCAUUUGGGAAGACUUCCUCAAGUCCACCAGAAAUUGUCAUGGUGUUCGCGGGGCAGGGCUCUCAAUGGCCAGGCAUGGGAGUUGAGCUUUUCAAGAGCAAUGCCACUUUUCGGAGGUCAAUUUUGGAGAUGAAUAGGGUCCUGCAGAAUUUGCCCGAUGCCCCUGCCUGGUCGAUCAUGGAUGAAAUCUCAAAGGACAAUGAGACAAGCGAGCUUUAUUUAUCGUCUCAUUCGCAACCGAUAUGCACCGCAAUUCAAAUAGCACUUGUUGAUACCCUUUUCGAACUAAACAUCACACCCUACGCGGUCAUUGGUCAUUCGUCCGGGGAGCUUGCCGCAGCGUACGCUGCAGGCAAGCUCACCGCAAGCCAAGCUGUGAUAUUGGCAUACUACCGCGGCGUCGUGGCAGGAAUGGUGAAACAGGACGGGUGCAUGGCUGCGGUCGGGAUGGGGAGACACGAAAUUGAUCAAUUCUUGAGACCAGGAGUGGUCGUCGCGUGUGAAAACUCUCCUUCUAGUGUUACUAUAUCAGGUGAUGUUGAUCAGGUGGAGCAUGUGAUGCAGGCAAUAUGUUUGGUACGUCCGGAAAUCAUCGUCCAACGACUCAAGACUGAUACUGCAUAUCACUCACACCACAUGAAAUUCGUGGGAGAUACAUACCAUUCAUUUAUUAAUCCAUAUCUCGCUAGUGUGGGCGAGCCAAAAUGUCAGGGCGUCCAAUUCUUCUCAACGGUUACCGGCGAUGUGCUGAGCGAUGGAGAUCCAGUGGGAUCGAAAUACUGGCAAACGAAUCUUGAGUCGCCUGUUUUAUUCCACAGUGCCCUCAAACUCAUUGUCACCCAGCAAAACGGCCGCCAUCUUCUAUUUCUCGACGUUUCACCUCAUGCCACUCUCGCUGGCCCAAUUCGCCAAACGCUAGACCAAGAACAAGUGACCCAUCCUUAUGUGCCUUGUCUAGUUCGUUCCAAAGACUGUGCCGAAUCCUUCCUCUCUAUGAUUGGUCAGCUGUAUUCGCACAGGCAGCCCCUCGACUUCAAUAUCCUCACCAACCCAGAUCGAAGUGCGAAAGUGCUCACGGAUGUACCGACCUAUCCGUGGCAGCAUAAAUACUCAAGCUUAUACGAGCCACGCCGGAACAAAGAAUGGCUAUUCCGCAAACAACCGAAGCACGAAAUCUUGGGAACUCGAGUGGUUGAUAGCACAGACAAUGAGCCCUGCUGGAGAAAUGUUCUAUAUCUAGACCAAGUCACAUGGCUCCGGGACCACAAAGUAUCGGGAAACAUCGUCUUCCCAGCCGCCGGCUAUAUAAUGAUGGCUGGAGAGGCCGUGAGACAGAUCGGUUCCUCUGCAUCUGCAUUCAUCAUCCGCAGGAUGGUUUUAGACAUGGCAAUGGUCCUAAACCAGUCAAAUCCCACAGAGAUUGUGACAUCACUGCGGCGCCAUCGUCAGGAUAAAUGGUACAGCUUUACCAUUAGUUCAUACAAUGGCGUAAAAUGGAUCGAGCACUGCUCCGGGGAGAUUACCCAGUGUCAUGGCCUCCCCUCUGCUGUGAAUGUGCAGAAACAAACCCUCUCCCGUGAUAUUGAUGUCUCCAGCUGGUACAGAACUCUCAGCCGGGGUGGUGUUGAGUUUGGACCCGCCUUUCAAGGCAUCGAAAGUCAAUCCUGUUCAGCCACUAGUAAUAUUGUGUCCGGAAAGAUCGUAUCUAAGGUGAAUGAGUCAACACGCUAUCCAGUAUAUCCUACACAAUUGGAUUCAAUUCUCCACAUCGCGUACGGUGCAAUUUACAAAGGGUUUGAUUGGCAGGUUGAAUCAUUGCCUGUUCCAACGAGUAUUGAGGAAAUCUAUGUUACUGGCGAUUGUGCGUUAGAACUGGAUGUCACGGCGCGGGCGGAUGUCUCCAAAAAGGACAUUAUAGUCUUCGAUAGUGAGGCAUUUACAUCUGAUGGUUCUCUUUCAGUGCGAACUAAAGACGUUGUUCUUCGACCCCUCGGGGCGAGCCAGGCUCUCUUUGCAGAGGGUGACUCCAAGGCCGGAGCAAGGCUUCAUUGGCAACCAAGUAUACAAUUCCUCAAUAUCGCUGACCUCAUUCAGGCGGCAGCAGGGUGGGAGGAUAACGCCAUGUUAUUGAACUCUUUUACUUCGUUGUGCAUUGAACAGGCUCUCUAUCGACUUGACGCGCAGGGUGUGUCUUCAGGCAUUACACACCUCCAUAAAUACCAGGAAUGGCUCCGAAGACAAGCCAAACCAACAUAUGAGCAAAGCAUAGAGUCAUUGCUUGGCCAAAUUCUAGCUACUUCGGCGGCACCUUGUGCCCGAGCAAUGAUGAAAGUAUUAGACAACAUUGUCCCGAUAUGCAAAGGCGAAAUCGAUGCUUUGGGAGUACUCAUGGGCGAUGGUACUCUGUAUAACUUCUACAACUACCUCAACGAGGUUGACCGUGCUCCACUCUUUGGUUCUCUAGGCCACUACCAGCCGCAGCAGCGAAUCCUUGAGAUUGGGGCAGGCACAGGAGGAACGACGGCAAAGAUUCUUUCUCAGACAAAGUACUCAAAGUAUACAUUUACAGAUAUUUCCGCGGCUUUCUUUCCAGCCGCAAAAGACAGGUUCGAAUGUUACCCGAAUAUCGUAUUCCAAACACUUGACAUUACCAAGGACCCCCUGGCUCAGGGCUUCGAGCCGGAGUCAUUUGAUCUGAUCAUUGCAGCAAACGUCUUGCACGCCACACCAAUUCUGCACGAAACUCUCACCAACGUCCGCAAGCUCCUUCACCCGCAGGGAAAGCUAUUGUUAGAGGAGCUUUGUGGCGAUUCGAAAUUCAUCAAUUUCAUUGCCGGGAUUCUGCCUGGUUGGUGGGCAGGUGAGUCGGAUGGCAGAGCGGACGAGCCAUACAUCUCUCCUGAUCGAUGGGGCAAGGCCUUGGAGGUUGCGGGCUUCAAUGCACUCGAUGACGUUGCGUUUGAUACAGCGCCACCACUCCAUAGCCUUGCAUACAUGCUUGCAAGUCCCUCCUGCGUCCCUGACGCCUUAUCGAAGAAGGGUGUCACCUUGAUUUCUGAUAUAACAUCAUCAGAAAUUGCUGUACAGAUGCAGAAACAGUUACGGUCUAGGGGGUAUACCGUCGGUAUUUGGGGACUCGAUCACUCUUUGCGGGAUGGGGAAGACGUCAUCGUUCUUCUCGAUACAGUAUCCCCAUUCUUCAACGACCUAAACACUAGCAGUCUUUCUGCUUUCCAGUUUUUCUUACUUCAACUGCUGCGAUCGCAUUCUGGGGCCCUUUGGGUGACCCGAUCGACCCAGAUAGACUGCACCAAUCCUCAGUUUGCACCUACUAUGGGUGUUGCACGUACAGUUCGGUCCGAAUUUGGCAUCGAUUUCGCGACAUGUGAGGUUGACAAUCUGAAGUACACGAGCAUCGGGCUUGUCAUUGAUGUUUUUGAAACUUUCCAUGGGCGGGGUCAUGGAGACGAUUUCUUUUCUGAAUAUGAAUAUGCCAUUCAGGAAGAGGCUAUUCAUGUGGGACGUAUAUUCCCACUCUCUGUCCAGGACGAAAUCCAAGAGAUUGAAGAAGCGCAUGUGAACAUCAAAGAUUCGAGACUAUCUCUUGUUGUUGGGACAGCUGGGCGCGUUGAUUCUUUGGCGUGGACAGCCUAUCCAGGACAGCAAGGGCAGUUAUUGACAGAUGAUGAGGUAGAAAUUCAGAUAGACACUGCGGGCGUAAACUUCGAGGACAUCCUUAUAUUUUUAGGCAUUUUGGAACUACCUAGUACGGUGAUGGGUCUUGAGGCUGCUGGCAUUGUGCUCCGAGUUGGUGCGCAAGUUCAGGAUCUUUGUCCGGGUGACCGAGUAGCUGCAUUUGGUCCUGGCACCUUUGCUACGUCAAUGAUACUUCCAGGAUCACGCUGCAUCAAGAUUCCCGAUUCUUUAACACUGGAAAAUGCAGCCACAAUGCCGCUUGCGUUUGCCACUGCACUACACGGAAUUUGUGACAUCGGACAGCUGCAAAAGGGCCAGACUAUUCUUAUCCAUUCUGCCUCGGGUGGAGUAGGCCUUGCUGCGAUUCAAAUCAGUCAAAUGAUUGGAGCAACCAUCUAUGUCACUGCCAGUAGUGAGAAAAAGGCUGAGCACCUUACAACAGUGCAUGGUAUUCCCCGGAACCAUAUUUUCGAUUCCCACGAUUCAUCUUUCUUGGAGGCUAUUAUGGUGCUGACAAACGGCCGCGGGGUGGAUUUGGUGUUGAAUUCGCUUUCUGGGGAGUUGUUUCAAGCUUCUUGUAACUGUGUGGCUAAGUUUGGUAAGCUGGUCAACCUUGCCAAAUCUACAUCGGUCAGUCCGGGACAACUGCCUAAGAGCACCUUGCAUUCGAAUAUGAGCUACAUUGUUAUCGACAUAAUCGACUACAUUGAGUGCAGACCCAAAGAAAGCAAACGGCUGCUGAAGAAAAUUAUGGACCUUUACACAUUGGGUCAUGUGGGACCUAUUAUCCCGGUGAAGAUAUUCGCCUCAAAUGAUGUCAAAUCAUGCUUCGAGUACAUGCAGAGCGGUCAACAUAUCGGGAAGCUAGCGCUUUCUUUCAGAUCACAGGAUACGUCAAUCGAAGCAAUUUCCCACUCCCACGCAAUCACUUUCCGAGCCGAUGCGUCUUACCUUCUUGUAGGAGGUCUCGGGGGGUUAGGCAGUGAAGUCGCUAGAUGGAUGGUUCAGCAUGGUGCUAGACAUCUCAUCUUCCUAUGCCGAACCGCAGAUUCAGAGUCAAACCAUAGGCUUUUCCGUGAACUCAAAGACCAGGGCUGCUCCAUCACAGCCGUCAAGGGAAGUGUCUGCAACUUGCCGGACGUCAAGGAGGCCAUCUUAUCUAGCACCAACUUAAAGGGUAUCUUCAACAUGUCUAUGGUGCUACAAGACGCAUCGCUUCUCAAGAUGACAUUGGACGAAUGGAACGCUUCUACCAGACCAAAGAUACAAGGUACAUGGAAUCUACAUGACGCGAGCUUAGACGCAAACCUUGAUUUCUUCGUCCUUUUCAGCUCGAUGGGUAGUAUUCUCGGAAUACCUGGACAGGCAAAUUACGCAUCUGGAAACGCAUUCAUGGAUGCAUUCGUGCAGUUCCGCCAUCGCUCCAAACUGCCGGCUUCAGUAAUUGACGUUGGUGCAGUCCAAGGCAUUGGACAUGUCGCUGAGAACCCAGCGAUCUUGGACAAUGUCAAGUUACUCGAUUGUGCUCGCAUGAGUCAAAGAGAUUUGUUUAAUGCGAUAACGAUUUCCAUACAUCAUGGCCCUCCUCCACAGGGCCGGCGCGAUAGCUGUUACACAAAUCCAGCACAAUUCCUCACAGGGCUCAGAGACACCGCCGACAUCUUCAGCAAACCGAAUGGAAAUACAAUACUGUGCGAUAGUCGCCUAGCUGCCUAUUUUAGCAAUGCUGCUGACAAUGUGCCUACGGAGAAGAUCACCUCAGCCGAUAAACUGAAGGAUUUCGUUUCUUCGGCUGCUGUAGACCCGACCAUUCUUACCGAGGCAACAGCGGCUGCGUUUGUUGCUACCGAAAUCGCCAAAUGGGUAUUUGACCUCCUCAUGAAACCGGUUGACGACGAUUCUGAAAUCGACCUUUUACGCUCUCUCGUCGACGUCGGCCUGGACAGUCUUGCCGCUGUUGAGAUGCGUGUUUGGUUAAAGACGUCUUUAGGGUUGGACAUUAGUGUUUUAGAAAUCAUGGCAAUGGCUAGUCUUGCUGCGAUGGGUGAGCAUGUGGUUCAAGCGUUGGUCAGAAAAAUUGAGGGAGAUAAGAAAAAGUGA